AGGUUUCAGACUUAAUACAACCGUUUUGAUGGCAAAAGGCGUUUCCCAAUGGAUAGAUUGCGUAAUAGAAUGUGUCCAGCAGCCAUGUUGUCGGUCAAUCAACUACAAAAAGGUCUUUCAGAAUGAACCAAAUUGUGAAAUAUUACAUGACGUAGUCUACAAUACAUCUGAGAAAGUAUUGGAGAGAAACUCUUUCUACGAUUAUGUUUAUCUGGUUGACCCACAAAAGGUAUGAAUUGACUGUAGAGGAGGAAUGGUUUUAACUUCCAAAUGCGGGAUAUGAUUUUAUGGUAUAUGCGGCAGUUUAUACACGAACAGAAACAAGAUAAAACGACUUUGAUUUAACGAAGGCAUUUAAGUUAAUGUUUUUGGUGGAAAAAGCAGGCCUUUUUGACAUUUAUAUCGCAAAUAUAUGUAACUGAGAUUUUUGACACUUUUAUCGGUUAUAUUUUAAAUCGCUCUCACUCCUUUUUUUUGGCCGGCUAUACUUUAAAUCGCUUUCACUCCUUUUUUUGAAAACCAAACGGUUUUGCGCAACAACUUUCUUUGUCCAAAGUGUUAUAAAAAUGCAUUAUCAGGGGCGGAUCCAGAUUGGAGCAACUUUAGCAAAUGCUACAGUCAGAUUUCCCUGCAAAAAUAUUUUUAAUACUGAAUGUAGUGAUAGUAAAAAUUCUUUAUAGAAGUUUUCUAGUUUCUCUAUCUUAAAAAAAAUUAACUUUCGCAGCUUCGACCAGAUGUGCGUAUGUAUUUUGUGAGCUACGAAUAUAAAUUUACGUUUUUACGCUCUUAUCUUAACCUGAUGUUUACCCGAAACAACGCCCGCGUUUAGGGGAAAUCACCUAAAUUUUUUAAACAUCGUUCAAAAAGCGUUCAGAAAAGUGGUCUAAAUAUAGCGAUUUGUGACGUCAAAAUGCUACAGUCAACUGGAGGUUUGACGUCAAAAUGCUACAGUCAGAGGGGGGACCGGUUACUAAAUUUAGCAUUUUUGCUACAGUCAGAUGAAGCAAACCAAUCACAGUGCUGCAAUGCGCUACAGUCAGCUACAGUCAGCUUUAGUUGCGCAAUUCGAUAGGAACUUUAGAGCGAUGAUAUUUGGCUAUAUCUGUUUGCGCUUUUAACGAGCCAAUUUCGUUCGACGAAAAGCUAAGUCGACUAAAUCGCUAAGGGAAGAUGCCAUCUGGAGCAAAGUAAGGCCGAUCGCCUGAAAGAUCGCGAAGUACCUGUGUGUGAUUUGUCGAAAUUACAAUUCAAAACGCUGUAACUGAAAAAUACAAGCAAAACCUUGAAAUUUGGCUUGUAUAUUUAGGUGGUUGAAUCUCUGUUAAUCUGAAGCUUUCUUUCAGUAUAUAAAUGUGUCUGUUUAGCGUUGUGCCGUGAAAUAUCGUUCUGCCCAUCGAUUUUAUACAUUGAUUGUAAAUGUGUUUAUAUAUGUUACACAUGUGCGGUAUGAUAUUAAAUUACAUAUUACUGUAGGGAGGAAGGCAAGUCUUAAACUUUGUACACAGUAUUAAUUAAGAAUGUAGAUGUCGUUUAAACAUUGUACUGUUAUUACGUGUUUUUGUAACUUUUUGUCUAAAAUAUAGCCUUAUUAAGGUCAAAUUUUAGAACCGAAUUCGAUGCUCAGAAUGCAGGAAAUGGUGUUUCGUCACCCCCUCUAGAAUACAUGGUGCCUCCUAAUUUUAGGAUUUUUCUACAGUCAGAUUUUUAGCGGAUCCGCGCCUGAUUAUAUAAUAGAACAGUUAUUGAAUUUGAUUUUUGGGAUAUCACAAAUUAUCAAUGGGUGGUUAUAAGUGUUAUCAUGUGAAGAAAAUUACAAAGUAUAUAUUUUUUGCAGGAAUACAAUGCAAGCUGCUUUCUUGCAGGCACUAGCUGUCUUGAUAUCAAAAAUAAAGGUUUAAGUCAAGGCGACGGAAAAUAUUUGAUAGACUCAGAUGGAGAAAGUAAAGGCAAUCCAUUCGAAGUAUAUUGUGACAUGACGUCAUUUGGUGGAGGUUGGACCAUGUGUUACACGACUGAUAGUCAUGUUAAUAUCAAGACUGAACUCACCACCACUCUCGCCCAAGGCUAUCGAGCUGACUGUAACAACAUACCGGCAAGUUUACUAUAUAUACUUCUUAUUUUCUACCAGUUACAAAUCAUCAUUAGUCGUGACCUACAAAACAAACUUUAUCUUAUUUCUAUUUUAUUUCAGUUUACUGGAGUGAUAUUUGUCGAUGAAGCAACGAAAGAAAAAGCGGCAUUUAACAAGAGUGGUCUAGCUGUUACUUUUUCUGGUAAUUAUAAUAAGAAGGCCGAUGUAUUUGGCUUGUGGACCGCACAGGGUGUUGCAUCAGCAGAUUACCAAUAUCAAAUGUUAAUUUGCGACACGGGUUUCUAUAAAGGCCUCCAUUUCUCUGGGUAUAUUGAUGGCUGCUUCAAGGAAUGUAAUAACUGGUGUAAUGACAGAUCUUCCCCAUACUUUCGCACAUCUGCACACAAACGUUACCAAGGUGUUGCUUUCAACGAAAAUGGUCAUACACAGACGUCAAAGCGUGCCAUCCGCGCAGGAAUUCGUUAACUACUAAACUGAAACGAGAAAAGAACUCCGCAAAACUUUCGAGUAAUUUAACUUAAAAAUCACAGCAGAGGCAAAUUUACGCGAACUAAACUUUCAGCUUUAGCUCGUAAUUGUCCACGUUCCAUCCUUUUGUUAAUAAUUAUUUAAAUUUAGUCCAGUUUUGUAGUAUAUGUGUAUAUAUGUGUAUAUAUGUAUUGGUAUGCAAGAUGUGAAAGUUAAAAUUAUUGAUAAAACUAAUGUUGCAUGUCCCACACAAAGACAAGGUUUUUGGGCUUAUAAACUGAAUUCGUUUGAACCGCAUGGGUUGAAUGUAAAAGACUUUGUUUGAACAAUAGAGUUAAUCAAGCGAAUUAUUAUAAUUAGGAUAUGGACAGUUUAAAUGGUUGAAAUCGCGUGUACACAUGUAAUCUGAAGAAGGGGCUUGCCCCGAAACGUAAUCAUGAAAAAGUUGUUAUAUGAGCUCUGAU
Paramuricea clavata is the source of this 3024-nucleotide messenger RNA. The record is from the annotation of a GenBank genome assembly. Lineage: Eukaryota; Metazoa; Cnidaria; Anthozoa; Malacalcyonacea; Plexauridae.